Molecule: messenger RNA, 1660 nt
Organism: Macadamia integrifolia
Lineage: Eukaryota; Viridiplantae; Streptophyta; Magnoliopsida; Proteales; Proteaceae
Product: magnesium transporter MRS2-F-like
Exons: 6
Coding region: 192-1538 (448 amino acids)
Biological process (GO): magnesium ion transport
Molecular function (GO): magnesium ion transmembrane transporter activity
Source: RefSeq, a predicted model, not a curated record
ACACAAUAAAAUUUCGUCAUUUCUAUCAAUUUUCCUUUCCCAUACCGAUCAAACUACAGAUUUUUACGGUUUUAUUUCAGAAAAUAGAUUCUGAAAUCAGAUUUGCGUAAUUUUGUCAUUAUUCUCUGGAUCAUCAAAGCACAUUAAAUUGAACCAGAGCAUUUGAGGAAGAUAAUUUGCAGGUAGAUCAGAUGAGGGCAAGAAAAUCCUCGUCCGAUGAAGAAUUAAACCAUACAACAAUCUUUCCACCGCAAACAAGACGGAAGGGCAUCGGAAUUAGGAAAUGGCUCGUUCUAUCGGAAUCAGGUCAAUCGCAUCUUGAAGACAUUGGAAAGCAUUCAAUCAUGAAAAGGACAGGGCUCCCUGCGCGUGAUCUUAGGGUUCUUGAUCCCAUAAUUUCUUAUCCCUUUUCGAUUUUUGGAAGGGAGAGAGCAAUUGUUAUCAAUUUGGAGCACAUCAAGGCAAUAAUCACUGCAACUGAGGUUUUCGUGCUUAAUUCCAAGGAUCCAGCUGUUGUCCCAUUUGUUCAAGAUCUUCAGAACCGUGUUAUGUGUUCCAAUGUGGCUGCCCAGAGGGCAACUGAAGGAUUUGAUAAUGACAUGGAGGUAACAGAGAAGGAAUCACAGGAGUCACCCUCAUUUCAUGCUCACCAUGGAUCAGAAAAACCUGCAAACCUGGACAUUUCUCAGCUGCCUCACCUUUCAAAGGAUAACUCUAUGCCAAAAAUGAAAAUGAAGGGCAGUAGCCCUAUGACUGCAGUAGAUGUGGCGGGAGCCGAAGGAACCAUGAUGCUGCCGUUUGAGUUCAGAGCACUUGAAGCUUGUCUAGAAUCUGCUUGCAGAUGUCUUGAUUAUGAUACUUCCACAUUGGAGCAAGAAGCAUAUCCAGCUUUGGAUGAACUUACCUCCAAAAUUAGCACGCUCACUCUAGAACGUGUCAGGCAAAUAAAGAGUCGUCUAGUAGCAAUAUCUGGUCGUGUGCAAAAGGUGAGAGAUGAACUUGAACAUCUACUGGAUGAUGACAAUGAUAUGGCCGAGAUGUAUUUGACAGAAAAACUUGUUAGUCAGUCAUUGGAUCAGAUCUCCUUGAGUGGUGAAUUAGACAAUGAUUCAAUUAACUUACAUGAUGAAAGGGAGGAAGAAACAAAGACCGACGGUGGAGAAAGCUUGACCACCAUUAAGCCUAAUAUCGAGGAAUUGGAGAUGCUAUUAGAAGCUUACUUCAUUCAGAUAGAUGGCAUAUUAAACGAACUUUCCAUGUUGAGGGAGUAUGUGGAUGACACUGAGGACUAUGUCAACAUUAUGUUGGAUGACAAACAGAAUCAACUGCUGCAGAUGGGAGUGGUGCUUACUACUGCAAACUUAGUUAUCAAUGCAGGGAUUGUUGUUGUGGGUUUGUUUGGAAUGAACAUUCAUAUUUCCCUCUUUGAUGGGGUCCCUGGGCAAUUCUGGGGGACUGCCCUUGGAACCAUGGGAGGUGUUGUGGCUAUAUUUUAUAUUGCUGUAGGUUGGAGUAAAACCAAAGGACUUCUUGCAUGAUUUUCUUGCUAGCAUGGGCCUCUUGUAUAUAACACUCAACUGUGUAUCUUGGAGUGCCUGAAAGGAAGUUGCACUAUACAGUUUGAACUAAUUAUAAAAGUUGGCAUAGGUUCUUUAGGUGA